AUGCCCUCCCUCCCCCUCGAGGCGUCCGCGUACGCCGAUUCGAUCAUCGCACUCGCCUCGGCGCUGACCGAACGAGCGCACCUCUUCGUCGAUGGAUCGGAGGAUGUCGAAUUGAGAGCCAAGUGCGAGGAUGCGCUCAAGAUGGGAUUCGAUCGAGGUGAGUGUGCGCGGGUCCACGGGUGUCGUCGGUUUGAGAGCGCAACAAUAGAGGGGUCGGGGAUGACUUCGCAGGCUGGUCCGAGUCCGAGUCGCUUUUCUGACCGGGAGUGGUUCGCAAUGGUUGGGUGUGACAUUGCGCAUAUGACGGAUCACGAUAGAGAUGGCGAUAUUUUGACCCCCCAUCAAAACGGCAAGGAAGGUUGUGAACUCACGCUCGAAUUCACCCCCCUCAUCUCCUCCAUCCCCUAGCCCUCACGUCGGAAGCCUCUGCCUUCCCUCAUCUCUCGACCCUCAUCACCUCCCUCGCCCCAUCCUCCGCACCUUCAACCCGAUCCAGGUCUCGUUCAUCAGGCGUCCAAGAACCCGAGCGCCUUGAGGCGGAAACGAUCCUCCCUCCGACGCCGUUGUCGGAAUUGACGACUCAGGGUAUGGAACCGGAGAUGAUCUGGGAACAGCUCGAGAUGCGUAAUUCGGUCGUCGAUGAGGUGCUGCAAGAGAUGUUUGGUGGAGAAGGGAGGGAAGAAGAGGAAGGUGAGGAGGAGGACGAGGAUUCGGACGAGGACGAUUUGAACGGGGGGAUCGAGGGAGAGGACGAUUUCGACAUGAGUGCUUUUGACAAGUACGAUCGGGGGGAGGGGAGUGAUGAAGAGGAAGGGGACGACGACGAGGAAGAAGAAGAAGAUUCCGAUGGUGAAGGAUCCUACGAGGACGAUGAGGAAGAAGAAGACGAUGAUGCUGAAUCCCAAGACACCGAGGAUGAACUCGCCGUCGAGCGUUUCGUCGAGAUGGAACCUUUCGAAGCCGAUAUCGGCAAACCUACGCCGGGAUGGCCCAAUACCUACAUCAUUCGAGGAGGGGAGGAAAACGAUGUCCCUGAACAGGCACAAGAGGAGGAUGAGGACCCCGAAGCGGACGAGACAAAAGAGUUGUCGUUGGAGAACUUUGAUAGACCGGGGAGGAAGAGCAAGGGCCCAAAAAGGUGGGUUGAAGUGACUAUUUUGCUGGAGACGAAUUCGUAUCGACUAACGUGCCCAUUCAUUGAAUAGAACCGGCCCCGCUUCGGCCGUCGACGACGCCUUUUUCUCGCUCCACGACUUCCAUCAACAGGUCGACGAGGGCGAAGCCGAGAUGGACCGCAUGAUCCGAGGCGAAGCCGACUCGGACGACGGGGACGAUCAAAUGGACGACUUUGACCUCUUUGCACCUGUCGACAGCGCAGAUAAAGACGAGGACGAUGAAGACGAGGAUGAAGAGGAAGAGGAUCUCGAUGUUGCGGGGAUCAUGUAUUCCGACUUUUUCGAUCCGCCGUCGAGACCUCUGGGCGGUAAGAAGGACGGCAAGAAGGGAGGAGGGUCGGGGCCAGAAGAUGACAAGCCCAAGGAGAAGGGGAAGCGGAAAGCGAACGAAGUCAAGACUUCUACCAUUACCAUCGUCACGAACCCCAUACCGACGACGAACGGGGACGCCGCGGCUGGGAAGGGGAAGGACAAGGGCACUGACCGGGUCAAGUUUGCGGACAAGGUCAAGGUCAAGCUGAUCCCGUCAAGAGGGGGACGGUUCGCCAAGUUGGUCGAGGCGUUAGGGUAUGACAAGGCCGUAAUCGCGUUCGAACAGCUGAAAGAAAGUGAGCGAGGGAUGGGAAUGGAAGAGAAUGCGGAAGACGAUAAGGAUGAGGAGGGAAGUGGAGACGAUGGAGAGAUGGACGAGGAUGAAGAAGGAGAGGAACGCGAAGAAGAGGAGGAUGAGGAGGAUGAGGAAGAGGAAGAGGAAGAGGAAGAGAGUCAGUUGGAGGAACAAGCGACGAUGCAACGCGUCUCUUCCUCGCUCUUUGACGAUGACGAGGAUGACGAGGUCGAGGGCGAGUCCAAAGGUGGGUUAUUCAUGACUCAACUCCCGUCGUCCUGUGCUGGAGCUUAACCUCUUCGCUACCUGUAGGUGAGAAACUGUCACGACACGAGCGACGGUUGCUGCAACUCUCGUCUCAAAUCGCCUCGCUCGAAGCUGAGAACGUUGGGCCGAAGAAAUGGGCAACGCUCGGUGAAGCUCAAGCUCGCAAUCGCCCGGCGAACAGUCUGCUCGAGGAGGAUCUCGAAUUUGAACGCAUGGGCAAGGUCGUGCCCGUAAUCACGGAAGAAACGACCAAGUCGAUUGAAGAUUUGAUCAAGAAGCGUAUACUCGAUAAUCAGUUCGACGAUGUCGAACGACGGAGAGCGGUCGACCCUCACGCCUUCUUGCCCUCUCGUUUCAUGGAAUUGCAAGAUACCAAGUCGAACAAGUCGCUUGCUGAGAUUUACGAGGACGACUAUCAAUCGGCGAGGGCCAAGGAGACGGGGGAGAAGGUCGUGCACGAGAUAGAUGCCGCUCUCGAAGCCAAGCAUCAAGAUAUUGAAGAGCUGUUCGAUGACCUAGCGGCCAAACUCGACGCCCUGUCGAACGCGCGCUUCACCCCCAAACCCCCGAAAUCGACCAUCUCGACCAUUACCAACGCGCCAAGUCUAUCCCUCGAGUCAGCUCUACCCCCCACGCAAACAGCGACUUCCAUGUUGGCGCCCGAAGAAGUGUUCGUACCCGAUCCGACGAACGAGGACCGUAGCGACUUCACCCCGGCGCAGAAGAAGGCAGCGCGACAAAAGCGACGCAAGGCCCGGGCCGCGAUGGCCGAGCAAGUCGAGAGGAUCAAGGAGUCCAAGGGGGCCAAGGGGGCCAAGAAGGACAAGGAGAUGGCGACACAGAUGCUCGUCGGCCAAAAGGGCGUGACGGUAUUGGGUAAAGGGGGGGAAAAGGUCGAGGCCGUCAACGGCAAGAAGAGGAAGCGGUCUGAAGGUGGUGACGACGACGCUGGAGGGCCGAGUGGAGUUAGGCUCAAGUUGUAG
Molecule: messenger RNA, 3032 nt
Organism: Microbotryum saponariae
Lineage: Eukaryota; Fungi; Basidiomycota; Microbotryomycetes; Microbotryales; Microbotryaceae
Source: the annotation of a GenBank genome assembly